UCAUUGUAAGAUUAUUGCAGUACACCUCCAUUCAGUCAGUGGUUCAGUGGUCUUGUGCUCCGUCAUUUUGCGCUGGUUCUUACUUGCCGUAUAUGUGCGCUGUCUGUCGUUCAUGUUUCGUAGUUUGAAUCUGCUUCUCCCAUAUUUUCGUAACUUCGACUAUAGCAUUACCGUAAUAUUACGGUGUACCACCUGUUGCUGCCACACCGUAGCAUCACACGUGAUAUUGAUAUACAUUAGAUUUUUUUUUUCUUAUAUUUCUUUUUUCUCAAGAUACAGUUUGCGAACUACUGGUUAACUGAUCGUCGUUGCUUAUCAUGAAAAGACAUUCUUGAUAGAUAAAUCGGCAAAAAUCUAUUAUUUUUCAUUCUGAUUAUUAGAUGUAUUAUAGCUUCAUGAGAGUUCUACACAAAACCAAACUGCGUCUCGGGGAAAGCAGAUUCUAAGAAAAAUAAACAUUCGUAGAGAUAGAGAUAUAGAAGAAAUUACAUUAACACACACUGCAUAUUUGUAAUGAAAUAAACAUGCCUCCAAGAAAUGUAUGUCAAGUAUCAUUUGUAGCGUAAUAUAUUCAUGAUAAACAUAAUGUGCCUAUACAAAUGUAGUUAUGCUAAUAAUACCAGAACGUAACUUGAAAACUCCUUAGUAUAGUAAGAAACAUAAUCUGGUCUAGAUAUCUAAAGGGUGGAAUUUUUUCCCCUGAGAGACAACAACAGAAACUCAUGCUGUCUUUGUAACACCGUGAACAUCGACAUCUUACAGAAGGAAAACAGCUCUCCACUAAUACGAGGUUUGGAUAUCAGCUGAUAAACUGAUAAGGCCUGAGAAGCGAUGUAGAGCUAUGGUAGUGUUAAGGUGGAGCCGGGGUUGGCACCAUCUCCAGGAUUUCACUCUGUUCCGCGAGUUGUGGGCGAGUGACACCACCAGAAUGGGAAUAGGAAUCUGAGUGAAAUUGGCCCUUGUUGCCAUAAUGUGUGCGGGUAGACAGCAGCAAGAGGAACGGGAGAAAGAGAUGUCAGUUGGGAGAUUGUAAAGGAAGACAGGAGCAUGUACCGCUGCUCGGGUCCCGCUGGGUGUGUGAGUAGGAAAGCCGAUCCCCAUUCCGAAGAAGGGCGAGAUGGAACUGUUGCUCAGAGAGAGAAUGAUGGACUGACGGGGUGUAGACCUAUCCCCGGGCACAGUAAAGAUACGGGUUCUGUGAAUCACGAAUUGACUUGCACAGACUUACACGGAGAUCCUGUAUCGGAGUUCAGCCCAAAGACCAGCAGAGUCAGGGAGCUAAGCAGCCCCUCAGAUUCAUGCUUCUUUAGCGCCGACGAAAAGGGCAGUCCGGAGAUUCACGAAAGCAUCCACGGCGCGAAUCCACACGUUCUGCUGCGGAGGAAGUGCGAGAGAAAAGUGACCGGGAGCGACAGUGGCUUUGACAGCCCUCGGAGUGGCUACGCGUCCAGCAGCUCCUUUGAUCUGGUGUUCGCGCUUGGCACAGGAAACUCUUCCGGCCUUGACAGUCCUCCCGGUAAUCCGAAACCCAAAGAUCGGCACCCGGUCUUGACGCGAUACCAGAGACCCUGUUAUCAGAGAUUCGACUCGGACGAUUGGAGACCCAUCCCGGGCGAAGGCAGGUAUGAAUGCGUAGAGCGAGCAGCUGGUGCCCCGGGCAAACCGCAGCGAUGGGGUGAGAAGGAACCGUGGAGGGACAGCGGAGUGCCUGAUUCACCGGGGUCCUUCCCAAACUCGCCUCUCAAGGGCAGCGCAGGGAACACACUCGAGAGGGCACUGGUCAGGCCUCACAAGCCCGACCAGGCUCAGCAGUCGAUGGUCAUAGGAACUAUCAACCAGCAUUUGCAGGAGUUGGCCAUGGCGAUGGUAUCCCUCUACGGGUCGGAUACGUUCAUAGAUGUGGAAUCCUGCCAGGCACACCUACGCGAGGAGCAGCUCAGGUAAACGGACGUAGUAGAACGAAGUACGCAAUAGUGUUAGGCAAACAGUACAAGUGAGUAUUUGAGCUCUCGAAACCAUAAGGUUGUGAUUUGUUAGCGUUGUCUCUCAGACAACUUCAUCUUCCAUAUUGUUAUCAUACACGAACACACAC
Penaeus monodon (black tiger shrimp) is the source of this 2092-nucleotide messenger RNA. RefSeq lists its product as uncharacterized. The transcript has 2 exons. The record is from RefSeq and is a predicted model, not a curated record. Bases 1048 to 1944 code for a protein of 298 amino acids. NCBI's taxonomy places the organism in Eukaryota, Metazoa, Arthropoda, Malacostraca, Decapoda, Penaeidae.